Messenger RNA from Plutella xylostella (diamondback moth), 1899 nucleotides. RefSeq names its product creatine transporter. Lineage: Eukaryota; Metazoa; Arthropoda; Insecta; Lepidoptera; Plutellidae. The record is from RefSeq and is a predicted model, not a curated record. Gene Ontology annotation, molecular function: glycine transmembrane transporter activity; amino acid:sodium symporter activity. Gene Ontology annotation, cellular component: plasma membrane. Gene Ontology annotation, biological process: nitrogen compound transport; amino acid import across plasma membrane; sodium ion transmembrane transport.
AUGAAUUUAAUACCGAUGCCAAGACAUCCUAGUAAGACAUCCCUACCCCGCACCGCAUCCGACGCCCCCGGCAGCCCCGGCGCGCGCACCACGUGGCGGCGCCCGCUGGAGUUCAUCCUGGCGUGUCUCGGCUACGCGGUCGGGCUCGGCAACGUGUGGCGGUUCCCGUUCUUGUGCUACAGGAAUGGGGGCGGAGCGUUCCUCAUCCCAUUCUUCUUGAUGCUGAUGUUCAUCGGCCUGCCCAUAUUCUACCUGGAACUGUACAUCGGGCAGUACACCGGCAUGGGUCCCUUGCAGUCCUUCGCAGCAAUCUCGCCGUUCUACAGUGGCCUCGGUUACUGCACGCUGGUGAUAAUAUUCCUCGUGCUGGUGUACUAUAUGGUCAUUGUGGCGUGGACGCUAUUUUACACUGUGAUGUCGAUAAUAGGGCAGUUGGGUUGGGGCUCCUGCGAUAAUUAUUACAAUAGCGAACAUUGUUACAGUGGGUCCUACGAUAAGAAAUGUCGCGAGUCCAACACAGGCUCGUCGGCUGACCUCACUUAUUAUCUACGGAAGUGCAUGACCAUCGCAGAGAUAUGCACUUUGCAAGGACUGGCUCCGGCCGAUGGGAAGCACUGCUUGAAUGGAACGAACAGAGUGCCGUGGUACAACAACAUCACGAGGGUACUGGCGUCGGAAGAGUAUUACAAUGAGCGUGUGCUAGGCCUGGGCGGUGCCACGUGGGCGCGCUGGGGCUCGCUGCAGUGGCACCUCGUCGCCUGCCUCUUCGUCUCCUGGGUCAUCACCUUCUUGUGUGUCAUCAAGGGUGUAGCGUCAGCAGGCAAGGUGGUCUACUUCACGGCGCUUUUCCCCUACGUGAUGCUGACGAUCCUGCUGGUGCGCGGGGUCACGCUGCCGGGCGCCGGCGCGGGAGUCUUCUUCUUCCUCAACCCGACGUGGGACACCCUGCUGGAAGCGCGAGUGUGGGGGGACGCCGCUUCUCAGACGUUCUACUCGUUCGGCGUAGCAUGUGGUUCUCUCAUCACGCUCGCUUCGUACAACCGCUUCGAGAACAACUGCCACUUCGACGCGGUGUUCGUGUCGGUCGCCAACUUCGGCACUUCUGUGUACGCCGGCUUCGCCAUCUUCUCCGUCAUGGGCUUCCUGGCGCUGAGCAUGGGAGUCAGUGUGCAUGACGUGGCAGCAAGCGGCCCCGGGCUCGCCUUCGUGGCGUACCCCGAGGCCAUCCUCCAGAUGCCGCUGCCUCAGCUGUGGGCGGUUCUAUUCUUCUUCAACCUGUUCACGAUGGGCAUCGGCAGUCAGUUCGCGGGGGUCGAGUGUGUGAAUUCAGCUAUUGUGUACCGGUGGCCCUGGUUUAGAGACCGGUAUUGGAUGUCCACAGCGUUCACGUGCAGCUCUUGCUUCGUGCUGGGGCUGCCGAUGUGCUUCAGCGGCGGCGUGUACCUGUUCACCAUCCUCGACUGGAACACCGCCUCGUGGGCCAUCCUGCUGGUGGGGGCUGGCGAGUGCAUAGCAGUAGCGUGGACAUACGGCUCGCGGCGUGCGCUGGCCGACCUGGCCGACAUGGGCAUGCCUCACCCUCCCUACGUCCGACUGUACUGGACCGCCGCCUGGAAGUACAUCGUGCCUGUGGGCAGCAUGGCGACACUAAUAUUCGUGUUAGUGGACUGGUCACCCCCCUCGUACAGAGAAUACAGAUUCCCCCUAAUGGCGGAGGCUCUAGGCUGGCUCGUGGGCAUCUCUACCCUGGUCUUGUUCCCUAUAGGGGUCCUGUGGGCUUGGCGCAAGGGUUACAAAGGAAAGAAACUGUUUGAGCCGACGGAGGACUGGCAGCCGUCCAUGCCGGCGGCCCCUAGCGGCUAUAGACCAUAGACAUAAUAGCAAUCAUAUAUACUACAG